GGAUUGAAUGGAUCAAGAAUUACGACGAUUUUAUCGUCACUGCCAGAUUUUUCAACUUCUGGGAGUAGUAAACAGUCAGCUAUUCAGAUAUGAUACCUCUCCGUUACAGAAAAAAAACACGAAAUAAGCAAGCGAGACUCACGGGCAGAGAAUCUCAAUCAUUGUGACACAGAGCGAAGACCAGUGAAAUAUUAUCCAUGAGAGUUAUGUACGGUCGACUCACGGUUCUGUCGCCAAUCUCUAGCUGCACCGACAACGAACUACAGAGUUCGGUAGUGAUUGAAAUCGAAAGUUCCCUCGUCGAAGCGGCCGUAGGUUGGUGAGGGUAUCAACGGAACUGUCAUUCGUUCAAUUAAGAGGAGAUAUAAUUCGGUGAAGGAUGUUCACCUGAACGACUGGAAAGUGAGUGCGAUAUGACUCGAAGUUUGAACCCCGAUUCCUUGACCGAAUCUCGAUGGCUUCUUCGCUGGCUACGAACUUGGUGCUCAGAGACUCGUCGAUAGUCAAAGCAUUCUGUGGCGAACAGUGACUCAUUCGAUUCGGGGUUGCGCGAAACGAAUUCUAUGUUGUCUGUGAUGUGACUGUAAACAAUGGACGAUUACUUUUACCUCGAAGAAGUGGCCUAUCCGGGCGUGGAUUACCGGGCUACGAAGCCCGAUUACGAUCAGGCGCACCACCAUGCAAACGCGAGGCCGGGGGCGAUCAAUCCUGUAAACGGGGGGUCUGUGGUACCAGGUGAGAGUGAAGGGUAUGAGCUGACCCUACUUGACUCCCCUUGCGUUUACGAUGUCCCCCAGUACCCGAACUACCAUCCGGGGGCUCCAGGACCCGCGCCGUACUCGAACACGGCGACUUAUCAGCCGCAUUUUAGUCAAAAUUAUGACUUCAGUCCCACCAUCACCAAGACCUCCAACGUGGUGGCAGCCCCGAAGGAUAUCAAGCUGGACCUUGUGCCCGACACGGUGCUGCAUCCUCUGGCGGACAGAGAGAAAGUGGGGCAGCACAGAACCUGCGUCAGGCCCCAGCGAAGACGACGCCAUCGCCCGCCGGGCAAAGAGGUCAUCAAGACCAGGAGGGUGGCAGCCAACGCCCGCGAGAGGCGUCGCAUGCACGGGUUAAACGACGCCUUCGACCGACUGCGGGAGGUCAUUCCGUGCCUGGGGAGUGACAGGAAGCUCUCCAAAUUCGAGACGCUGCAGAUGGCACAGACGUACAUCGCAGCUUUGCAAGAACUCCUGAAGUCGUCUGGGAGUGCGAGGUGAAGAUAGGACGACACGAAGGAAUAAACUUCUCAUCAGGUCAGACGUUCCUCGACUUCGAGAAUAUUUGGGUGGGAUCCUACGCCUACCUAAAUGAAUUACGGAGCAACGGGGCUCGUCAACUCUCGCUAGCUUUAUUCAGUUAAGGAAGUGGAAAAUUUAGUUGUUUAAUGUUGUUGUCAUUGCAUACCAUCUUCAUUUUCUAUAAUGACAUUUUUUUUCUAGUGUCAUUACGCUCUAUUGCAUUAUCAAAUGAAGUCAUUAGAUAUAUAAGGAGAGCAAUUACACCGAAUCUGUUUUAUCGCAAUUAUUCUUUGUUCUUGAUUUGAGGAAAACGUGUAUUGUUACAAAAGUAAUGUUAUAUAGUUCGUUAUGGUUGUUAUGUUAAUUGUUGACAUGAAAGGGGAAUUUUUGUUUUUUGUUUAGUGUAAUAAAUUGCACAUAACUGUGAGGCUGCUGACUGAGAUAACCUGAAACUGCAUUUGCUCCUAUUAUUUGUAUCAAAUAAUUCUGUUUGAUUUAUCCGGUGAAACUGGGCUGCUAUUUUGUGGGUUGUUGAAUCAAAAUCAACAUUAUUGUAUGUUAACAGUUACUUAGUUCUUUGAUCUACACACGCAAAACCUGAACUUGACUUAGAAUUAUGUUUGUUAUUCCACGAAAUUACAUUUAAAAAUACCUGGAAAAAUUUUAUACAUUUAUUUAAUACACUCACCCAUUCAAGCACAAACACACGAUUGAGAGAGAGAGAGAGAGAGAGAGAGAGAGAGAGAGAGAGAGAGAGAGAGAGAGAGAGAGAGAGAGAGAGAGAGAUUUCUCAAAACUGAAAUAGAAGUUUUCUGUUUAAUCUAUAACAGCUUUGAUGUACUCCAAUCGUUACUCUAAAAUAACAAACAGUGACGUGGUAUAAAGUAAGGUGAAUGAAGUAAAUUAUAAUUUUUUUCUUAUGUAUAUUGACUAUGUCUGCAUGAUAUAUCUUUCACAUUAAUUCCCAGUCUUUAAGCAAAACAUCCCACCAAGGUUUCUGACACAAUAUCUUGCCUAUUAUUCAUAAAUAAACAACCACAACAUACAUUGCAAAGUCAGCGUCACCAGGUUUAAAAUGCACACUUAUGAAAAAGGGAAAAUCCAUUAUAAGUUAUAUAAGUACGGUAAUAAAUUAAUAAAGUAAAAAUAUCAAAUGAAAAAUAUCGCACAAACAACCGAUUUAUUAAACAUUCAGGUGUAAGAAAGCCAACAACGAUGAUUAUAAUAUAUUCAUAAAUUGGUUUCGUUUUUAGUGCAAAAAUUAAUAUGGAAGUGGAUGAUUCCUAAAAAUUUCUUCAACGCUUUGAUUACAAAUAAAAUUAUGCCCUUUCAGCAGGGCCUACAGUAUACCACGCUACUCAAGUUAUGUAUUUUCUCCUCCGAAUCUUAAACUUAGUUUAGGUUUAGCAGGCUGGGCUAGGGUUAAACUCACUUUUGGAUGGUAAUACAACUUAUGCCUAACCGUGAUUAUUCUAUAACCAUUCAUGUCAGUCUUAGUAUCGUGCAUUGUUUGGCUAAGGUGCACCGACUUUCACUCCCUCCCUAUCAUUUAA
This is a messenger RNA of Macrobrachium nipponense, 2836 nucleotides long. RefSeq names its product neurogenic differentiation factor 6-B-like. NCBI's taxonomy places the organism in Eukaryota, Metazoa, Arthropoda, Malacostraca, Decapoda, Palaemonidae. The record is from RefSeq and is a predicted model, not a curated record. Gene Ontology annotation, biological process: sensory organ development; positive regulation of transcription by RNA polymerase II; axon development. Bases 591 to 1262 code for a protein of 223 amino acids. The transcript has a single exon. Gene Ontology annotation, molecular function: DNA-binding transcription factor activity, RNA polymerase II-specific; E-box binding; protein dimerization activity. Gene Ontology annotation, cellular component: nucleus.